Manihot esculenta (cassava) is the source of this 2622-nucleotide messenger RNA. RefSeq names its product subtilisin-like protease SBT5.6. Gene Ontology annotation, biological process: proteolysis. The transcript is spliced from 8 exons. Lineage: Eukaryota; Viridiplantae; Streptophyta; Magnoliopsida; Malpighiales; Euphorbiaceae. Gene Ontology annotation, molecular function: serine-type endopeptidase activity. Bases 187 to 2523 code for a protein of 778 amino acids. The record is from RefSeq and is a predicted model, not a curated record.
UUUAUCAAAUAUAUGGUAAGUACAGUAAUUGAUUACAAAGAAAAUUUGUUUUAGUUUUGAAAAUUCUUAUUUUCCUAUACUGGGUCAUCUUCAGAUGGAGAUAUAUAUGCUUUUUAAAAUUGAGAAUUGAUAGUAUAAAUAUCCAAAAUCUCUUCAAGAUUACUCUUGAAAUCAAUAUCAGCAACCAUGAAAAGAUUUUCUGUUUUGUUUCUUCUCCUUCUGCCUCUUUUAGCCUCAUGUACAGAGAAAAAGAGCUAUAUAGUGUACUUUGGAGAGCAUGGGGGAGAGAAAACACAUGAUGAAAUACAACAAACUCAUCUCUCAUAUUUGAACUCAGUGAAAGAAACUGAGGAAGAAGCUAUAGAUUCUCUUAUUUACAGCUACAAGCACAGCAUAAAUGGCUUUGCUGCAUUGCUAACCCAAGAAGAAGCCUCUAAACUCUCCGAGUUGGAAGAAGUGGUUUCAGUGUAUGAAACCAAGCCAGGGAAAUACUCAAAGCAAACUACAAGGUCAUGGGAAUUUGUAGGCUUGGAGGAGGGAGAUCAGAAACAAUUCUCCAAACAUCACACUGUUGGCCAAAGAGAAUUACCAUUGAGAGCUGGAUUCGGCAAAAAUGUCAUAGUGGGUGUCUUGGACAGUGGUGUGUGGCCGGAAUCAAAGAGUUUCAGUGAUGAAGGAAUGGGACCCAUUCCAAAAUCAUGGAAGGGAAUCUGCCAAACUGGGGUAGCUUUUAACUCAUCCCAUUGUAACAAGAAAAUUGUCGGAGCUAGAUACUACAUUAAGGGUUACUUAAAUUACUACAAAAAACUUAAUGCCACCGAGGACUGCAUGUCACCUCGUGACAUGGACGGCCACGGAACUCACACGGCGUCCACAGUUGCCGGAAGGCAGGUGCAUGACGCUGCUGCCUUCGGUGGUUUCGCCAGCGGAACAGCCAAAGGAGGAGCACCGUUAGCACGCCUGGCCAUAUACAAGGCGUGUUGGGCGAUUCCUAAUCAAGAAAAAGCAGAAGGCAACACAUGUUUCGAAGAAGAUAUGCUUGCAGCCAUAGACGACGCCAUAAAGGAUGGAGUCCAUGUAUUAAGCAUGUCCAUUGGCACCAGUGAGCCGAUGCAGUACCGUGAAGAUGGCAUUGCCAUUGGUGCUUUACAUGCUGUAAAAAAAGGCAUCGUAGUUUCUUGUGCUGCUGGUAACUCAGGUCCUGCUCCGAGUACCUUGUCCAACCCUGCUCCUUGGAUUAUUACAGUUGGUGCCAGUAGCGUGGAUCGGGCGUUUUUGGGUCCUGUCGUGCUUGGAAAUGGCAAGAAAAUUAUCGGACAAACUGCGACUCCAUACCAGCUAGACAAAAUGCACCCAUUAGUGUACGCAGCAGAUGUGGCUGCUCCAGGAAUCCCCAAGAAUGAAUCCGACCAAUGUCUCCCUAAUUCCCUUUCUCCAAAAAAGGUAAAGGGUAAGAUAGUGUUGUGCAUAAGAGGGCUUGGAAUGAGAGUUGGAAAAGGCAUGGAGGUGAAAAGGGCUGGUGGUGUUGGUUUUGUCUUAGGAAAUGCUCCACAAAAUGGCAAUGAUAUAUCAGUGGAUGCUCAUGUUCUUCCAGCAACUGCUGUGGUUGACACAGACGCAAUUGAAAUUCUUAACUACAUCAAGUCUACCAAUAAGCCAAAGGCUAUCAUUGGAAAAGGAAAGACUGUGUUACAUUAUUCACCUGCACCUUCCAUGGCGGCAUUCACUAGUAGGGGUCCAAAUGUCAUUGAUCUUAAUAUUCUCAAGCCUGACAUCACAGCACCAGGGAUAAAUAUACUAGCAGCAUGGUCUCGAGGAGAUUCCCCUACAAAAUUGUGGGAUGAUAAUCGAAUCGCUGAUUAUGUCAUUGAGUCAGGAACUUCAAUGGCUUGUCCCCAUGUUUCUGCUGUUGCUGCACUUCUUAGAGCCAUAUAUCCAAAAUGGAGCAGUGCUGCUAUAAGGUCUGCUAUAAUGACUACAGCCUGGAUGAAAAACAACAAGGGUCAGCCUAUAAAAGACCCAUCAGGUAAAAUUGCAGAUCCUUUCCAAUUCGGAUCUGGUCACUUCCGACCAUCCAAGGCAGCAGACCCUGGUCUAGUUUAUGAUGCAUCCUAUGACGACUACGUUGCUUAUCUUUGCAACUAUGGAUAUUCAUUUUUGGGUCAUUAUCAUUGCCCGAAAAAUAAAACGUUGGAGCCGACAUACAACUUGAACUACCCAUCUGUUUCAAUUCCUAAACUGAAUGACACUGUAAUAGUUAAGAGAAGUGUGACGAAUGUUGGUGCUGCCAAGAGUGUCUACUUCUUCACUGCCAAGCCACCUGUGGGAAUUUCCAUUAAAGCCUCGCCGAGUAUUUUGUACUUCAGCAGCGUUGGCCACAAGAGAAGCUUCACUUUAACAGUUGCAGCAAGAGAUGCUCAAACUGCAAAGAAUUAUUACAAGAACGAGUUUGCCUUUGGCUGGUACACUUGGACUGAUAGUUAUCAUUACGUGAGAAGCCCUGUUGCAGUUUCUUUAGCAUAAUUAAGUUUUUAUUUAUUCAUUCUGUUUUAGGAGCCUAUAGCACAUUCAAGAUUUGUCAUCAUUGAAUAAUAAUAAUUUUAGUUUGAUAGCUUGGUUAAA